This is a messenger RNA of Paramecium pentaurelia, 1069 nucleotides long. NCBI's taxonomy places the organism in Eukaryota, Ciliophora, Oligohymenophorea, Peniculida, Parameciidae. The record is from the annotation of a GenBank genome assembly.
UAUGAUUUCCCCAUAAAAUUUAUCAGACAAGGUAAGAUAGUUUGAAUAUUGUUUUAGUAUGAAGAUCAAUACUCAAGAUUGGAAAAAGCUGUAAUGAUUGAUACUAAAUUUUAUAGAUGAUUGAGCUAUUCAAAUAUGAGAACUUGUUAAAUAAUGAAUAUUUAGUAAGAAAAUUUGAAACAGAUAUUACAAAACCAGAUCAUUAUUUACUAUAAUAUGUUGUAGUAUAAAGGGAAAAUUCAAUAAAGAAUCAAUAUGUGCAAAAUGAAUAGAAUGAUAGAAAAUAAUAUCAUCUUAUCUUAACAGCUGUAUGAUUAUGAUUUAAUACAUAAAUAUAGAUACUGAAGAAGUAUAAUAAUUAAUUAUGGAACUUUGAUCAUGGCCUAUUGUUAAUUAGACCCUAUUUUCGUAGUGAAAGAAAGAGAAUUUUAAUAAAAUCAGGUGCAUCCAAUAUUAAUAAUAUAAAGGAAUCCCUUAGAAAUAAUAGAUAGAAUAGAGAAUAAUUAUAAUUUGAAGAAGAAAUUUAUUAAGCAGAUAAAAGUUUAAUUAAAUUAACAUUGACAUGUUAAAGUGAAUAAUGUGCAGAUGAGAUAUUCACAUAUUUGAUGUCUAAUAAAUCUAAAUUGCAAAUUGAUUCUGUUAUGAUGUUAAGUGUUGAUUACUUGGAUGAAUUUCAUAAGUAAAUAAAUUUGAAGAAAUGUACAAUGAUAUAGAAUAAGAAAUCACAUUAAUAUGAUGAUUAUGAAGAAGAUAUUGAUGGACGUGAUAAAGGUUAUCAAAAUAGUAAUAAAGGGAGAGGAAGAUAAAAUUAUGGAUAAUAAGAUGUUUAAGAUAAUGAAGAUUAUAAGAAUUCAAGAGUUAAAGGAAGAUUUGAUAGAAAAAAUGGUAAUAGAUAAAAUAAUGUAAUGAUUUGAUUUAUAAUAUUAGCAAUACUUUUAAAAAGGGGAAACAUAAUAGUAAUAUUAAUUGGUUCCAAAAAGCAUAGUCUAAAAAACACCCAAAUAAUAUGUUAAAUAAGAUCCAAUUGAUUAAAAUGAUUUCCCAACUUUGGGUGCAUUAUAGAAUUGAG